AUGCCGGUGAAGCGCAGCGAGCGCGGAGGGAACGCGUCCAGGGGCGCGUCUGAUCCUCCCGCUCCCGACGCGGAACUUAUUGCACCCACGACGAGAUCUGGCUUGGUUCGCCAGAUGCCAGGGACCACAGGCGGGCAAGAAAUUGCUGCAGAAGGAGAAAGUGGAAUUGGAUCGCUUCCAGGGACAACCCAGGACCUGGCGCGCCAAAUUCUUGAAUAUCUUCAACCGAUCCUACGAGCAAACACUGAGCUUAGGGUGGCCAACACCGAACUUGGGGAAGAAUGCAAGCGCAUGUCAGAAGCAUACAAGAACGUCGAGGCCAUUGCGGCUGAAGCGGCGCUAUAUCGCAAGGAACUGGAAGAAUCGCGAAAAGAGGUUAAUGAGCUUCAUAAGGAGAUCGCUAGCCUUAAAGAACUCGUUCAGUCUUUACCGCUGGUGGCACCCACCACGUCGCUUAACACGCAGACCAGUAGUCCAGGGACAAGUUGGGCAUCGAUCGUUUCACAAUCGUCUUCGGCCUCGUCUAACACCCGUGCAACGCGUCCUGGGCUCGGCCUCCCUGCUGUGAUACUGGAUCUACGUGCUGCGCAAGAGGAGACCAAGGCGCUAGUUAAUGACCCGACACAGACAAGGGAGAAGAUCCGUACUGCACUCCAAUGCGACACGGCGACCGCAAGCGUAGAUAUCAGGGGGGUUAAACCGACUUCUCGCACUAGUAUCAAGAUAUUUGUCGACUCAGAGGAAAGUGUCGAGAAGCUCCACCAGGCGACGCACUGGCUGAACGCCUUACCAGGUGCUAAGCUCCAGGGUGAACAAUGGUUCCCCAUCAAACUGAACGACGUCAAAAAAGAAAGUGUCUUUGGAGUGUCGGGGAUACAACGUGAGGGUUUUGCAAGAAACUUCCAAGAUGAGAACGGUGUCACGGAGAUCAAGAAACUCAUUUGGCUGAGCGGAAAGAAACGACAAGGAUCCAUGGCCGUCUACCUCUCCAAACAAGCGGACGCAGAAGCACUGCUCAGCCGCCGUAUUGCCCACGUGUAUGGGGAAGCGGUUUUUUCGGAUACGUUUUAUGAGCGACCGCGUCCACUUCGAUGCCGCAAAUGUCAACAAUAUAACCACAAAGAAGACCGGUGCCCGAACUCAGUAGCCUGCGACGAACAGGUCUCCCUCCGCAUGGUAGCCAGUAGGACAUUACGUGUCGCUCAGGCUAACCUAAGGAGGGGACCGGAAACGCAACUUAGCUUGCUGAACGAUCAAUCACUACGAUCGUGCGAUUUACUGUUGAUUUCAGAACCAUAUGUUUUCUUGAUGAACGGCGCUAUAUGCUCCCAUGCGCACACUCAUUGGACACCACUUUGGCCCUCACAGCGGCAUCAGUCAUCCGGGAGAAUGAGACCGUACCGCAGUAUGAUAUGGGUGAACAAAAUGACAUUCCCACACAGACAAAUCGAUGUCUCAUCUCCCGAUAUUACAGCCGUGCUUAUAUUUACCCCGUCUCCAAUACUCAUAGUAUCCGUAUACGUUCCCCCAGAGGGAGGCCCAAAUGGCGUACGGUCAUUAACGCAAGUCCUCGAGAUAAUCCGCUAUACAUAUCAACGGGUCCGAUGCGACCACACGGACAAUGUCGACAUUCUAAUUGCGGGGGACUUUAACCGCCAUGACCAGCUCUGGGGGGGAGACCAAGUGGCCACGCACAUCCGUCAAGGAGAGGCAGAGCCAAUUCUACUCCUGAUGGCGGACUGGGACCUGACAAGCUUACUCCCACGUGGGACCAUCACCUUCGAGGAAGGGCCCUGGCGGUCAACCAUUGAUCUUGUCCUCGCGUCUAGGGGUCUAGGUAGACGGAUGACAGAGUGUGGCAUCCACCCGGUUGAACAUGGGUCAGACCACCGCGCAAUUAUCACGACCUUCUUGAGCGAUGCGCAGAAACCAACAGUCUCCGGACCGGGCCGUCCCUUAUUUCGCGAGGCACCGUGGGCCGAUAUCAACAGGGAAUUGAAGGACCUAGAGACAGAGGUGCCGGAUAUCACCACCCGGGCAGAACUAAACUCCACGGUGGACCACCUGACUAAUAGAGUCAGUCAAGCCGUUCGGCUACUGGUUCCAAUCGCUCGUCCGUCUCCGUACAGCAAGAGAUGGUGGACGCCCGAGUUAACCGUGCUACGAGAUACGUAUACGAGGGCCCGGAAUCGGUGCACUCAAUCUCAGCGAUAUGGAGUGACGGUGGCCGAGUUAGAGGAUACCGUAUCUGACCUAAGGAGGCAGUACCACAGGGCCAUCCGAGACGCAAAGAGACAUCACUGGCGGGAGUUCCUGAACAACAGUGACAACAUCUGGAAAGCGGCCAGAUAUCUAGAGCCCGGAGAACGAUCUAUAGGGGCUAUCCCUACACUACGCUCGAAUAAUCAGACGUUUGACAACGAUCAGGAAAAGGCCUAUGCGCUCCUACAAGCCUUUUUCCCUCCGUUACCGAAUAUCCUAGAUGAGCCACAGGAGGAAAGGCAGCAGCCCGACCCUCUUCCGAUGGAAACGAUCGCGCCGCACGAAGUCGAAGCCGCCCUGAUGAAAAUGGCUCCAUGGAAAGCCCCAGGGCCCGACGGACUCCCGGCCGUAGUAUGGCAACAAAUCUGGUCAACCGUGAAACACUGGGUCACCGAGAUCCUUCAAGCAUCCCUCCGAUUUGCAUACUUCCCGAAAGCGUGGAGAGUGGCUAAGAUUGUGGUACUACUAAAGGGAGGACGGGACCCAUCAUUACCGAAGUCAUACCGUCCUAUCUCGCUGUUGGCUACACUUGGAAAAGUGCUAGAAGCAGUAGUCGCCAAUAGGAUCUCAACACUAGUCGAAAAGCACCAAUUACUGCCCGCGAAUCACUUCGGUGCUCGACGGAGGCGGUCAUGCGAACAAGCACUUAACGUCCUUGUGGAAAAGAUACACGAUGCGUGGCGUGAGGGCAAGGUUCUAAGCUUGGUGAGCUUCGACGUGAAAGGCGCAUACAAUGGAGUGGAUGGGCGGGUGCUAUUGCGGAGACUACGUGAGCGGCGGAUUCCACUCAUCCUCGUUCGGUGGAUCGACAGCUUCUGCUUCGCGCGGCGCGCUUCGAUCGUAGUAAAUAGGUACCAGUCCGAAGAAGUGGAUAUCCGACACGCAGGGCUUCCACAAGGCUCGCCGCUCUCGCCUAUCCUCUUUCUUUUCUUUAAUGCGAACCUAGUGGAUGUUCCUAUCACGAGGAGGAAAGGUGCCAUCGCAUUCGUCGACGAUUACACACGUUGGACAGUGGGCCUAUCUGCAGAAGCGAACACGAUAACGCUUCAGAAGAAGGUUAUCCCGCGGGCGUUAGAGUGGGCGGCACGAUCCGGCGCAGCCUUUGAGGCCGAAAAGACAUCCUUCAUCCACUUCACGAGGAACCUACGGCUACGGCAACUCCCUGCUACUCCGUUAUACGUGGACGGUGCGGCAGUCACGCCGGCGCCUGAGGUGAAGAUCCUCGGCGUGUUACUCGACCAGGAACUUCGAUUCAAGUCUCAUAUUGGAAAAGCAGCUAGCAAGGGAAUGAAGGCCAUUCUAGCACUAAGGCGCCUCCGCGGCUUGCCGCCGUCGGUUGCCCGGCAGUUGUUUAUCGCUACAGUUGCGUCCAAGAUUGACUAUGCAGCGUCCGUGUGGUGCCCUGCCCGAAAGGAUACUGUUAUUCCCCCUGGAAUCGGACGGCUGUUUGAAUCUAUUCAGCGGAUCGCAGCCCAAGCAAUAAUUGGCGUAAUACGAACCACAGCCCUCGCGAUUGCCGAGGCCGAGGCUGGGAUCGAAUCGACCUACAUACGGCUACGUGCCCGGAUCAUAAAGCACUGGAUUAACUGCCACACACUGCCGAAGGACCACCCCUUCUGGCAGUGCCGAGCAGCGGCGGUUACACAAGAUAGCAUGUACCCGUCGCCUUUCAAGAUUCUAGCGGUGCAUGGUCCACAGUGCUUAUCAGACAUGGAGGUCAUUCGGCCUUUUCCACUAGACCCGUGGCAACAGUCACUCUGUGAGUUGAUUACAUCGCGUGGAUCUGCUCUAGAUGAUCUACACGAGGCCAGCUGUGCCCGCCUUUGGCUAUAUACCAGUGUCAGCGUCCGUAACGGUUUAGUCGGAACGGGCUUGGUCGUCCGUGUUAAUCAAGCCGACAUUGCCACAUCAAGCCGGACGGUGGGCAGCGACGACGUGCUUAACGCCCACUACGCCCAGCUUGGGGCCAUAUUAGAAGCAUGCUUGUAUGUCCGACAGAUGCUUCACCGUAUCCAGAUGUCACCGUGGAAAAUACAGACGAUAUUUGUUGUGAGCAACCCUACUGUUUUGCAAUCACUUGCGAAACCGCACCUCCAAGGUGGCCAGACUCUUAUCACCCAAGUCACCGGCGCAAUUACUCAGCUGUCUGAGAUGGGUCCGAGGAUUUAUUUACGACCGGCACGGGAGGAGCCGGGAGAAGGCGCGAAGAAAUCGCACAACCUUGCGCGCGAUGCCACAACCGAGAGUAGGGCACCUGAUCCUCCACCAUGGGCGAAGAUCCAGCUUCGAGCGUCAGCGCUACGUUGGGCACGCUCGAGCGCAGUAGAACACCGAAAGAGCGUUUUCCGACAGUCCGUAGUUAGCCAGUACACUCGCCAGCUGGAUUCAGCCCUCCCGGGCCCGCAUACGAAGAUAAUUUAUGAUUGCUUCGACCAGGAGAAAGCAUCUGUUCUAGCCCAACUUCGCACAGGGCACGCUAGGCUUAACGGAUAUCUUCAUCGAAUUGGUCAGAGCGAAAGCGACUUAUGCGCAUGCGGUGUUGAACGUGAGACAGUGCAGCACUUCCUGCUCCUGUGCACGCAAUGGAACGAACAACGUCGCGCCCUCAUCGACGCGGCUGGCUCCAACUACGGUAGUCUGUCAUAUAUGCUAGGUGGUAAACCGGAUAGUGUGGAGGUUACGGGUGAGCAGAACGGGAGACCGUGGAAACCUGAUAUCAAGGUCGUCAAAGCAGUUGUCGCAUUUGCAGUUGAGACGAAAAGGCUGGCGUACGGAGGGUGCUGA
This is a messenger RNA of Penicillium cinerascens, 5046 nucleotides long. Its product is annotated as reverse transcriptase family protein. Gene Ontology annotation, molecular function: catalytic activity. The transcript has 2 exons. NCBI's taxonomy places the organism in Eukaryota, Fungi, Ascomycota, Eurotiomycetes, Eurotiales, Aspergillaceae. The coding region runs from base 1 to 5046 and encodes 1681 amino acids. The record is from RefSeq and is a predicted model, not a curated record.